AUGGCUUCUGGAAUCACCACAGAAGAAUCAGUCGCAAUCAUGCCAAAGAACGACGACAAUCCUAUCUUGUAUAGCAACGUCAAUCAAGAAGAGCUUCAGGUCAAAACAUCGAAGUACCUCCUCAACUAUGGCACCAAAUUCAACAAAGACGUAAUCUGUGGCAGCAGAGGUCUCUACGUGUAUACAGCCUCCGGACACAAAGUGCUCGAUUUCACAUCGGGACAAAUGUCCUGCCUGCUCGGCCACGGACACCCAGAAAUUGUGCAGACAAUCACCGACCACGCAGCAUCCCUAGACCACCUCUUCUCCGGCAUGGUGUCACCCCCCGUGAUCAGCCUAGGCGAACGUCUGUGUAAUCUUCUCCCAACCGGCCUCGACAAAGCCUUCUUCCUCUCCACCGGUGGCGAGAGCAACGAAGCAGCCAUAAAAAUGGCUAAGGUAUACACCGGGAAGUUCGAAAUCGUCGGACUAGGUGGUAGCUGGCACGGCGUGACAGCGCAAGCACUAGGCGCACAAUACCACUUCGGUCGCAAGGGCCAAGGCCCCCUGAUGCCAGGGAUGCUGAUGCUCCCACCACCGAAUGCAUACCGCUCCGUCUUCCGCCGCGCCGAUGGAUCCUACGACUGGGAAGCAGAGAUGGAAUAUGGAUGGCGGAUGAUCGAUAUGCAGUCGUGCGGAUCGCUUGCGGCUUGCAUCGUGGAGUGUAUCCAGUCAUCGGCUGGCAUGCACGUCCUACCACCGGGAUACUUGGCUGCUCUAAAACGGGAGUGCGAGAAACGCGGAAUGCUGUUGAUCGUCGAUGAAGCACAGACAGGCGUCGGUCGGUGCGGAGAUCUAAUGGCUAUCAACCACGAAAACGUCGUUCCUGAUAUCCUUACCCUCAGCAAGACUCUAGGAAAUGGUCUGCCGCUUAGCGCUGUUGUUACGAGCACCGAGAUCGAGCGCGUGUGUGUCGAGCGCGACUUCUGUUUCUACACAACUCAUGUGAAUGACCCACUACCUGCUGCUGUGGGUGACAAGGUGCUUGAGAUUGUGGUGCGUGAUGGGCUGGUUGAACACUCUCGUGCUCUGGGUCAGGUACUUCAUGACCGGCUCAAUGCACUGAAGGAAAAAUAUGGGUGUAUUGGAGAUGUCCGCGGGCGCGGACUUAUGGCAGGAGUUGAGAUUGUUGAGGAUCGCGAGACCAAGACCCCUGCGCUAGCUUUAGGCAAGGCGAUUGGGGAUCGGGCCUAUGAUUUAGGCUUGUGGGCUAAUCUUAGUAGUCAUCCUAGCUUCGGAGGCGCCUUUCGCAUAGCUCCACCAAUCACGAUUACCAAGGACGAGCUGCUUCGUGGCUUGGAAAUCUUGGAAGAGGCAUUUGCAACGACCCCUGGUACUCUACCUGUGUGA
Messenger RNA from Penicillium coprophilum, 1389 nucleotides. RefSeq names its product aspartate aminotransferase family protein. Lineage: Eukaryota; Fungi; Ascomycota; Eurotiomycetes; Eurotiales; Aspergillaceae. Gene Ontology annotation, molecular function: transaminase activity; pyridoxal phosphate binding. Gene Ontology annotation, cellular component: mitochondrion. The transcript has a single exon. The record is from RefSeq and is a predicted model, not a curated record. Bases 1 to 1389 code for a protein of 462 amino acids.